AUGGCUGGUGAACACAUUAAAGUUAUAUAUUUUAACGGACGUGGACGUGCUGAAUCGAUUCGGAUGACUCUUGUGGCAGCCGGUGUAGACUUCGAAGAUGAAAGAAUCAGUUUCCAAGAUUGGCCGAAACUGAAACCAACCAUUCCUGGAGGAAAAUUGCCUGUAGUGAAGAUCACCGAUAAUGCUGGGCACGUAAAGUGUAUGCAAGAGAGUUUGGCUAUUGCACGCUAUAUGGCAAAGAAGCAUCACAUGAUGGGUGAAACAGACGAUGAAUAUUAUAGUGUUGAGAAAUUGAUUGGUCAAGCUGAGGAUUUAGAAGGUGAAUAUCACAAAACUUUAAUGAAGCCACAAGAAGAGAAAGAGAAGAUAAUCAAAGAGAUACUGAGCGGCAAAGUUCCAGUAUUACUCAAUUUAAUCUGCGAAUCUCUAAAAGAAUCUAAAGGGAAGCUGGCUGUUGGAGAUAAAGUGACUCUAGCUGAUUUGGUUCUGAUUGCUGCGAUUGACCAUCUGACUGAUUUGGAUAAAGAAUUUUUGACUGGAAAAUAUCCUGAGAUACAUAAACAUCGAGAACAUUUGUUAGCGAGUUCACCGAAAUUGGCGAAGUAUUUAUCGAACAGACCUGCAACUGAAUUUUAA
This is a messenger RNA of Schistosoma turkestanicum, 636 nucleotides long. Lineage: Eukaryota; Metazoa; Platyhelminthes; Trematoda; Strigeidida; Schistosomatidae. The record is from the annotation of a GenBank genome assembly.